This is a messenger RNA of Paramecium octaurelia, 578 nucleotides long. NCBI's taxonomy places the organism in Eukaryota, Ciliophora, Oligohymenophorea, Peniculida, Parameciidae. The record is from the annotation of a GenBank genome assembly.
AUGCAGAUUAGAAAAUCAAAUAAAGUAGUAGUGAAUAGAAUUGAGAAAGUGAAUUCAGAAUUGUUGACUUUGACUUAUGGGGCCAUCGUUUCUCAAAUAAUCAAGGAUAGUGACACCGUGAUUGAGGCUAACGAAUAAUUGGAGAAGAUGGGUUUUAAUAUUGGACAAAGAAUCAUUGAUGAAUACCUUUCGAAAGCAGAAAUCAAGUAAUGCAGAGAUAAGAUCGACGUUGCAGAGAAUAUUGGAAAGGGAGCCAUGUAAAUGUUUCUUGGAGUGACUGCUGAAGUAGAAGUGUUACCUGAGACUGACAAGAUAUUCACUUUUAACUUGCACUUCACUGAGAAUCCUUUGAAUGAUUUCGUAGAGUUGCCAGAACAUUUGCAAGGACUCAAUUACUCAAAUAUGAUUGCAGGAGCCAUUAGAGGAGCUUUAUCAACUGUAUUGCAUAUAACAAUUCAUAUAUAGAUUCAUUGGAUAGCUACUUGUAGAUUCUUGAAAGAUCAAUUGAAAAAUGAUGAUAAAACUAUUCUGCAAGUGGAAAUGAUUAGAGAGAAGUUCAAAGACGAUGAAUGAUUAAU